Molecule: messenger RNA, 1632 nt
Organism: Dalotia coriaria
Lineage: Eukaryota; Metazoa; Arthropoda; Insecta; Coleoptera; Staphylinidae
Product: tigger transposable element-derived protein 4-like
Exons: 3
Coding region: 34-1632 (532 amino acids)
Cellular component (GO): nucleus
Molecular function (GO): DNA binding
Source: RefSeq, a predicted model, not a curated record
UAAACUUUCUAAUUUCUAAGAAACACAGAUGUUAUGUUUCUUCAUUUUUGGUCACUUUUGGUUACUUGGCUCAGUCAGUACAUAUUUGUUUGGCUGUUAACAAGCAACAACAUGAGUACCAAAAGAAAACUAACGACUUUAAUUUUACGUGAAAAGAUUGCCGUUAUCAAUGCGGUUAAAAGUGGCAUGAAGAAAAAAGACGUGGCAGCUCAUGGCAUGAAGAAAAAAGACGUGGCAGCUCAGUAUGGACUACCAGCAAGCACUUUAUCUACAAUCAUUAAGAACGAAGCCGACAUAUUGCUAAGAUACGAAUCAACCAGCAAUUUAUCAAGCAAAAGACGACGUCUAGCCGAGUUUCCCGACAUAGAGGAAUGCUUAAUCACCUGGUUUAAACAGUGUCGUGAUAAAAACAUAAGUGUAUCUGGGCCUCUAUUACGCGAAAAGGCCGAAGAAUUUUCAAAAUCAUUGGGACACAAUUCUUUUUGCGCCAGCAAUGGCUGGUUAAUGAAUUUUAAAAAGCGUCACGAACUUGUGUUUAAAAAAGUUUGCGGCGAAAGUGCAAGUGUCAAUAAUGAGAUAUGUGAUGAGUGGAAUAUUGAGUUGCAGAGUUUAUUGAAAGAUUAUGAACCAAAAGACGUAUUUAAUGCCGAUGAGACUGGCCUUUUUUUCAAGCGUUUACCUGACAAAACGUUAAUUUUUAAAAACGAGAAAUGCCAUGGUGGGAAGCACAGUAAAGAGCGAUUAACAAUAUUGCUAGCAACAAAUAUGACAGGCACUGAAAAACUUAAACCGUUGGUUAUAGGAAAUGCUAAAAAGCCUCGUUGUUUUUCUGGUCUUCAAACUCUUCCAUUGGAGUAUGAUGCAAACAAGAAAGCUUGGAUGACAGCCGAAAUAUUUAAAGGAUGGCUCAUUAAAGUUGAUAAGAAAAUGACGAAAGAGAAACGAAAAAUAUUGCUUUUCAUUGACAACUGUACUGCUCACAACAUAAUCCCGCCAUUGAAAGCAAUAAAAGUUAAAUUUCUUCCACCCAACACAACAUCUAAGUUACAGCCUUUAGAUCAAGGGAUAAUAAAGAACUUUAAAUCUUUUUACCGAAAGGAAGUGGUCAGAAAACUGAUAAUUGACAUGGAACAACACUCCGCUUCACCUUCUCGUAUUAACGUGUUGGAUGCAAUAAGGAUGGCAGACAAAGCUUGGAGAAGUGUGUCUGCGACAACAAUAUCGAACUGUUUCAGAAGUUGUGGAUUUUCGAUGACACAAGAAGAACCUUCGGAAGAACCUCUUGAGCCAGAAUCGAGCUUAGAAGUUGACUGGAAUAGACUUCAGAACAUAAAAGGUCAAUUUGAAGAUUAUGUGGAAUGCGAUGAAGGACUAGCUACUACUGGCACAUUAACUGAUGCUGAAAUCAUUGAUUUCGUUAAUCAAAAUGGAGACGCCGAUAACGAUAAUGAAAAUGACGAUGAUCAAACUGAUCCAGCAGAUAUAAAACCAUCGGUGUCAAAUAAAGAAGCAAGAGCAGCAAUUGAUACACUACGAACUUACAUGGAAAGAUAUUGUGUUCUCAGUAAAAGUGAGCAUUUGGAAUCCGCCACCACUAACAACAUGCAGUUAUUACAACGACAUUUAACAUAA